Molecule: messenger RNA, 1167 nt
Organism: Camellia sinensis
Lineage: Eukaryota; Viridiplantae; Streptophyta; Magnoliopsida; Ericales; Theaceae
Source: RefSeq, a predicted model, not a curated record
AUGUCAGGACGAGGAAGCGGAGGUCGAGGUAGACCCCGUAAAGGUCGCCGGGCCUCGCCGGCACCACAAGAUCAUCCUCCCCAAGAAGAAGGGGUAGGACAAAAUAACGCGGCCGUUCCUCCGGCUCAAGAUGCCAUAGGGGCACUAGCCCGAGAGAUGGCGGGUGCCUUCCCUGAAUCCAUGGAAAUCCUUCGAGCUGAACAAGCGGCAAGGACAAUCGAAGAGGAAACCCAAGUUUCUUUCUUGAAGAAGGAAUUCUUUCGCUCUAACCCUACGGAGUACAGUGGCGAGCCUAAUCUUAUGAAGGUGGAUGAAUGGUUGGAGCAGAUUGUUAAAUCAUUUCAAAUUUUAGACAUCAAUGAUGGAGAGCUUAGGGUGGCCUUAGUGGCGUACCAAUUGAAAGGGGAGGCCGAUCAAUGGAAAAAGUUGAGGAAGCAAUUCGAAGAGUUACGGCAACUAGACACACCUGUGGCGGAAUUUGAAGCCAUGUUCACCAAUUUGGCACGUUUUGCACCUGAACUAGUGGCUACUGAAGAACGUCAGUGUUUCGAGUUCGAGAAAAGGUUAAGGCCAAAAAUAUUAAUGAAAGUGAUGGGUCAUGUGUAUCAGGAAUAUGAUAAGUUGGUGGAAGCCGCGGCACAUGUAGAGAUUAUGAUGGAGGCUGAAGAAGCAAAACAAAAGCAUAAGAGGCCGAACUACGUUGACUCAAAAGGAAAUUCAGGAUCUUCCAAGAAAUCUAAGAGUUCUUUUUCCUCAUCUUCUCAGUCUAUGCCCCAACCAACCAAGUCAUCAGGAUCUGUUUCUAUGAGAAGUUUAGGAAAUACGGGCCCUAAUCUUGUUACUUGUUUUAGAUAUGGUCAGCAGGGCCACAAGGCUUCAGAUUGUAACCGAAAUCUUAGUCACCAACAACAAGCUCAAUCUCAAAGUCCAGCCCAAGGAAGGGGCCAGUCGCCUGCAUGCUACUAUUGUGGGCAAUUGGGUCACAUUAAAAGAUCCUGCCCUGAUUGGAAAGGGGAACACUUCGAGGUCCCAAAAUUUCGGAGGUUAUCAGUCAAGCCAAGGUCAGAGACAAGGGUAUCAGCCAGUUCAGUCAAGGCAGACAUCUUAAGCAGUACAAGGGACCACAUCCGCACAGUCAACACAACUAAUCAAUACGGGAAGAGGUGA